This is a messenger RNA of Temnothorax curvispinosus, 3133 nucleotides long. It is a transcript of the gene tkv, whose product is annotated as bone morphogenetic protein receptor type-1B. The coding region runs from base 82 to 1593 and encodes 503 amino acids. Gene Ontology annotation, cellular component: plasma membrane; signaling receptor complex. Gene Ontology annotation, biological process: cellular response to growth factor stimulus; protein phosphorylation; dorsal/ventral pattern formation. Gene Ontology annotation, molecular function: transforming growth factor beta receptor activity, type I; SMAD binding; ATP binding. The record is from RefSeq and is a predicted model, not a curated record. The transcript has 3 exons. NCBI's taxonomy places the organism in Eukaryota, Metazoa, Arthropoda, Insecta, Hymenoptera, Formicidae.
AAUCACAUGCGUGAUCUAAAAAUAAAAUGUUUGAAUGACUGAAUACGAUUAAUAUUAGAGUCUUGCGUAUUUCUUCUAUGUAUGCUAUAUUAUUUCAUUCACAUCACGGUGUCUAAUAAUAUCGUACCUCUUGCAGCGUUGGGCAUUAUUUGCUACUGCGACGGACAUUGCCCGGACGACAGGCAAAAUGGGACCUGCGAAUUACGAGCUGGAGGCCAGUGUUUCAGCGCUGUGGAAGAGGUGUGGGAGCCCGAGUUGGGAGAAUUCGUCCCCGAAUGGUCGUUCGGUUGCUUGCCGCCCGCCGAGGGAGGCUUCAUGCAGUGCAAGGGAAAUCAAGUUCCUCAUUUACGAGAGAAGAGCAUAACGUGCUGUAACAGUACAUCUCUGUGCAACAAAGAUCAAUUUCCCGAAAUAACUUACAAAUCCCGUCCUACCGCGGAUACCAAUCCGAUGGUCAUCGGAUCGGGAGCGCCGCUAAUCAUCUUGGCAGUAGCGCUAUCAGCGGUUUUCGUCAUCGUCUCGAUAGCGAUAGGAAUCUUGUAUCACAAAUGCCGGAAGAAAGAGCGAGAUCCGUGCCUGGUGCCGUCACAAGGAACCCUCAGGGAUUUCAUAGAUCAGAGCAGUGGAUCGGGCUCAGGAUUGCCGCUUUUAGUACAACAGACGAUCGCGAAACAAUUAGCCAUGUCGCAGUGCGUGGGAAAGGGACGUUACGGCGAGGUAUGGCUUGCUAGAUGGCGAGGCGGUGAAAAAGUGGCGGUGAAGGUUUUCUUCACGUUAGAGGAGGCGUCUUGGUUCAGAGAAACGGAGAUCUAUCAAACCGUCCUCAUGAGACAUGAUAAUAUCCUGGGCUUCAUUGCCGCCGAUAUCAAAGGAACUGGCUCUUGGACUCAGAUGUUGUUGAUCACGGAUUAUCACGAGAGAGGUUCAUUGCACGAUUACCUGCAAACAACUGUACUAGAUCAUCAAGCCUUACUAGCGAUCUGUUCGUCGAUCGCGUCUGGUAUCGCGCACCUACACACAGAGAUCUUCGGUACACAAGGGAAACCCGCAAUAGCUCACAGAGAUAUUAAGAGCAGAAAUAUUUUAGUUAAGAGAAAUGGGGAAUGUGCCAUAGCUGACUUUGGGUUGGCCGUUCGCUACAUCAGCGAGAGCGGAGAGAUUGACAUCGCGCCAAAUACUCGAGUGGGUACACGUCGUUACAUGGCACCGGAAGUGUUAGACGAGACCCUGAACACGUCCUCCUUUGACGCGUUCAAAAUGGCAGAUAUGUAUUCCAUCGGUCUCGUGUUUUGGGAAGCGUGCAGAAGGUGCGUGACAGGUGGUAAGAAUUCUAUGGUGGAGCCUUACGCCUUGCCUUAUCACGAUGUCGUACCAAACGACCCGGGCUUCGAAGACAUGCGCUUGGUAGUCUGCGUGAAACGAUUGCGUCCAGUUAUUCCAACGAGAUGGGAUAACGAUUCGGUCCUAUAUGCGUUAAGCAAAAUGAUGUCGGAAUGUUGGCAUCCGAAUCCACCAGUUCGCUUAACUGCUCUUCGCGUUAAAAAGACACUAUCGAAACUACAUGUUGAUAACAUCAGUAUCAAGAUCGUGUAGUGCUUGACGUGAUUAUGAGAAACUGACUCUUCUUCUAGUUAAACAAACAACUUCCUACUCCUGUAAAUAAGCCCUUAGUGACACUAGAAUUGUUGACUGCAGCCUGAAGACUGAUGAUUAAAGUUUAUAAGUAUAAGAAGGAGAGAGAAAGAAAAUGUGAAUGAAUGUAUGCAAGAAAUGAAUGAUCAAUUGUAGAAGAUAAGCGACAUGUAUAUAUUGUAUAUAGAGAAAAAGAUAGAGAUAGAGAGAGAUAUUCGUAUAUAAAAGCGUUUCUGAUUCCUUUAUCUUUCAUUGAAGAAAAAUUAUUUUCGUUGAAGAUAUAAAUUUUCAAAGAAAAGGUAAACGCGGAAGAUUUUGAACAUUUUGUGUAUAAAUUUUCUUUUAUAUUUAUGUGAAACGUAUCAAAGUUGGGGAUGAUUUUGGUACGCUUCACCAUGUUGAACCUCGUUGACUAUGUAAUCAGCGAAGGGUAUUCUAUUUGAAGAUAGAAAUGAAAUAGUGGUCAUAUAAUUAUAUAAAAGAAAAUGUAUACACUACUUUUGACCUUACAGCCGCGUAAAACGAAUUCAGCGUGUGAAAAUAUCGCAUAUUCGACAUGUAACAAAUCAUAUAAAAUGUAUUUCCGCAUAAAAUGCAUUUCGCAUUUGCGUCACGUCACUCCGUUCGGAAUUUGAAAGUAUGUGUAACGUGCCUAAUGAAAUAUUGUAUAAACUAAGUUAAUGCUACUUUGCGGCCUAUGUCACACGUGCCGAGAGAGAUUUCUCUUUCAAGUACCUCAAAAUAUAUUUAUUAUUGAAGAUUAGCUUCAUAAUAUACGCGUUGCGCAUAUGCGUGAAAUUUGCAUGGAGCAGAAAUUUCGCGCGUUAACGCACGGUCAUAAAUUAUUAAUGUACGAUUACAAUUUAUGAUUAUUGCGCGUAAUCUCGUGAAAUAAUUAAAUAUUGAGGAUUGAGAAGAUUUUUCUAUCUCAUAAUGCAAAAAUUUUACACAUUAAUUGGCGAUUGCAAAUUAUGCGCAAGGUUAUAUUAUUAUUUGUACAAUUUUGUAACUUAUAUCUCUAACUUGUACAAAUGGAAUAUAUAAUCCAUUCGAAAUACUAGUUUGGGUAUAUACAUGAUCGGUCGUCGAUCAUCCCAAGAUGUUUUCAUUACGCUGCCGAUGUAGAUUUUAUGCUUUUGUACAGAGAAAGUGACUAGAAAAGAGGAGAAAUUGUGAAAAAGUUAACAAUUAUAUAAUGCAAUAACAGUGUAUAAUGAUGUAAUGUUAUUUUAGAAGGCAAUGUAAUCUUCCAUAUCCCUUCGAACUUAUAUAGCAUUUACUGAUCGAAAUCGUUAAUCAAUCAAAAGAUUUUUUAUGUAAAUUAAAAGAUUGUAAAACUAGGUUCUCUUCCUCUUUUAUAAGUGUUUUCAAAAGUUUUUUUUUCUCAUCAAGUUGAAGAUUGUUAUGUUAUGUAUGAAACUUUUGCAUGUAAUUAAACAGAAAAAGAAAAUUGUAGGUGAUUGUUAAUUGAUUGAAGACAAUGAAAUUUAUAUUAAAAAGU